ACGGCACGUUCAGUUUGCUAGCAGCCGCGUGCUUGAUCGGUCGAGGAGUUUCAUACAUAUUGUGCUACUAGUGUUCGGCGAUUACUUUCGAGCGCCAUUCCAUCGUCAUAGCAUGUACUCACCAGUUCGCAGCCACGUCUACUGCUUGCCGCAUCAUCAGCCACACAAUAAACUCGUCUCUUACGGCUACCGUUAGUCGGCCAUAUUUCGCGGCUCUCGCUUUCGCAUGUGAUAGAUUAGUGCGUCCGUUGGAAAUCGCAACUGUCGCGUCGGUCGCGCAGGAGGGUCGGAUUGUGAAUACACCGCGGCAGUGAUAGCAUGAUAUUCUCUUGGAUAUUCCAGUGAGUCUCACGAGCGCCUAUACCGGGUGGCUGAGUCGUUCGCGCGUGAAGUGUGAGGUGGCUGAUUUUUUUUCACUCUCGCUAUCCCGUUGCGUGCUCGACGAGAAGAAAAGAGAGAGAAGGAGAGAAAGAAGGAGGGAAAGUCGAGAGCGCACGAGCGACACCGUAGACAGUGAGUGAGUGAGAGAGAGGAAGGGAGAGAGCGAGCGCGACAGCAACCUGGUGCGAGACAGAUUUCCGGUGGAUCAGCUAAUAGUCAGAUUUCCAAGGAGGCUCUAUCUCAGCCAAAAUGAGCUGCUGUACCAGCGCGCCCAUCGUCACGCAGACCUGCGAGACUCUCCUUAGCAAGUGCGAGAUCCCGAUCAUCGACCUCGCUCAUAUGGGUACGGAGAUAUGCCCUCAGAAGGGAGUCGUGAAGCAGGUGGCCUCGAAACUGCUAAGGGCGCUGUCCGAGAAAGGAUUGGCCUUGCUCGUCAACCAUGGCAUUCCGGAGUGCAAGAUGAAGGCAGCUUACAGAGCCUUAGACGCAUUCUGCGAGCUGCCGGACGAAACGCGAGCGAAAUACGAGCGUGCUUCGCCGGAUAAUCACGGCUACAUUAAGCCAGGCACGGAGAAAUUUUCGGACGAGAUGGAGCUGAGGCACGCGUUCAACGUCACCGGAUGCAAAGGAAAUCUGCCGGAAAAGGAAGUGCAAGGCUUUCAAUCGGCGGUGGAUGAGUUGGAACGCGAUUUUAAGCAGUUGGCUACCAUGCUUCUUGCGGCUCUAUCCGUGGGCUUGGAACAGUCCUACGACUUCCUGUUGUCGAAGCACGCGCACAUACUCGGCUCUGGCAACGAGUCCACUCUGCGUCUCCUCUAUUAUCCACCAUUGAGUGCACCGGUACAAGGACUGACCCGAUGCGGCGCCCACUGCGACUAUGGCACUUUCACUUUGUUGGCGCAGGACUGCGAAGGUGGUCUCGAAAUACAGACUCUGCACGGAGAACGAUGGGGUAGAGUGGGCCAUCUUCCGGGCGCCAUACUGGUGAAUACAGGCGAGCUUCUUGCACAUUGGACCAACGGACAGUUGCCAGCGUUGAGACAUCGCGUGGUCAUGCCGGAACACUGUGGUCGUGGACGUCACUCCAUCGCGUUCUUCAUACAUCCAGACGACGACGUUGCUGUCGAGCCGUUGGACACGAAGAUCAUCGCAGCCGGCGAUUGCCAGGAAACGACGACUCCGUGCCGCCUGCAGAAGAAGAAGCGCGGCGUUCUCUCAGCAUAUCAGCAUCUUCAGCGACGAUUUCGCGAGACUUAUGCGUCCUAAUGUCGUCCGUGUGAUUCUGCAUAUCCUAAACCAAUUUUACACGUUCGUUGAGUCGGAAAGAAUAGGCGAAAUUUUAAUGAGAAUUUGGAAAAAAAUGAUCUUAUAGGCAAUGAAAUUAAGGCCACCGCAGAUUAGGUUUUAAAUUUUGACUUCACGCGCCUCUCAUUAUGUCAUUUUAUGCGGAUCACGUAAAAAGAGAAGGAAAGAAAAAAAAAUGUUAAAAGAAUUCCGUGCAGAAUUCCAUUCCAUUUGAUAUAAGCACGCAAAAAAGGCAAGAUCAUUAUCGAAGUUUCUGACGGAUUGUAAUGGUACUACGCUAUAGUUUAUCUGUCUUCACGAUUUUCAUUGACGGAUAUGAUCCCUCCAUGAAACGAAAUUACGAAACUGACCAAUGUAAAAAGAAGAUUACAACUCUCGAGCAAUAAUAAAUGAAUUUGUACUUAA
Messenger RNA from Odontomachus brunneus, 2091 nucleotides. Its product is annotated as UPF0676 protein C1494.01. NCBI's taxonomy places the organism in Eukaryota, Metazoa, Arthropoda, Insecta, Hymenoptera, Formicidae. The coding region runs from base 631 to 1647 and encodes 338 amino acids. The record is from RefSeq and is a predicted model, not a curated record. The transcript has 6 exons. Gene Ontology annotation, molecular function: dioxygenase activity.